CUACUAGGCAACUUCCGUUUACUUGAACUAAUUUAGCUCACAGAAAUCCCAGUCUUUUAGGCGAACACGUACGUGGAGUUGAAGAGAGUCAAACAAUCUGAUUCUUAAGCCUUUGGAUUCUCCGAAUCUCCUUCAGAUUUCCAAAACCCUAACCCUAACCCCUUUCUUCUUCAACCUCUGAACCCUAAUUCACUGCCUGAUUGGAAGGUGGAGCCCACAAGAUGAGGAAUAAACGAGCUGCUCGGAAGAGAGUCAACAUCGCAUUCGAUGCCGAGCCCUCUUCAUGGAACGACGACGUCCCGGUCCCGGAGAAGAAUGUCGACGAUGUCCCGCGACUCCCGCCGACAGCGCCAGCGCCAUUGCCAGCACCAGCGCCAUUGCCAGCGCCCAAGAAAAGAAAGCUAGACGUCGCUGUUCUACAACCCCAACCCCAACCCCAACCCCCGACGAAUGAGGUUGAUUUAGAGGCUCAAAGCUUGAUUGUGCCGAAAAAGCAAUGGAACACUAAGCAAAAGAUAAAUUUGUACUCCAAGGCCAAAGUCGUUGAUAUUCUAAAUGAAAAACUAACAGCGAGACAAAAAGAAUUGUUCAGGAAAGGAUGCUUCGGGCAUUUGCUAGAUUUUAAAAUUAAGAAGUUCCCAUCGCAGUUGAUACACCACCUUAUCCUAAGGCAAUGCCCACAAGCUAAAAAGAAUGAACUAUGGUUCGACAUAGAGGGUGCAAUUGUUAAGUUUGGAAUGAAGGAAUUUGCGCUCAUCACAGGGCUGAAUUGCAGCAAUUAUCCCUUUAUUUUUGAGAAACAAUUACCUGAGAGUACUACAAAGCGAAAAUUCUUUAGAAAAGGAAAGUCAGUGCAAAGAAUAAAGUUGAAUGACGUGUUCCGUGCUAAUAGGGGAGGCACUGAUGAAGAUAUUGUGAAGCUGGCAAAAUUAUACUGCUUGGAGAGCUUGUUAAUACCCAAGAAAAUAGAAAACAAUAUUGACCCUAACCACCUGAAGAUGGUUGAUAACCCUGAGCUGUUUGACAAUUAUCCGUGGGGAAGAUUGUCGUACGAGAUGACCAUAGCAUAUAUUAAGAGGAGUAUUAAGAGCCAAGAAGCAGAAGCAUAUGGGAUUGGUGGUUUCCCAUAUGCUGUAAUUGUGUGGGCAUACGAAACAAUCCCAACUUUGAUAAAAAAGAACAUUGCAAAGAGGAUUGGAAAUGGAAUCCCAAGAAUUAUAAACUGGGAAGCUGAUCAGCAACCUUCAUUUAGGGAAAUUACAGACAGAGUGUUCGAUUCCCUUGAGCUUGAAGUGCGCCAGAUUAUUCCUAGUAAAGAGGAAAUGGAGCAACCUUUUAUGGCUCUCUUUGCAAAAGAAAAAAAGAAAGAACCCAACGGAGUGGAAGAGGAAAAAGAUGAAAGUGACUAUGAAGACGUUAUCCUAACGCCAGCUCCUAUAAGACAGGUACGGAGGAUUGAAACUGAAAACCAAGGUGAAGGAGAUCAAGCGAUAAAAAGUUUGAUGUCUAAGGUUGAAAGAAUGGAGAAAACACAAUUGGAGAUGAAGAAGGAUAUGGAAGAAAUGUACACCAUGCUGCUCGAGAUACACAGCACUGUAGUUGAUCAACCAAGUUACUUUGUAGGAAAAUAUAGCAACAAAGAACCAGUGCAAGUUGAAAAAAAUAAUGACAAAAUCUUUGAAGACAGGAAUCAGAAAAUGGGUGAGAAUGAUGAGCAAAAGGAUGAUACUGAAAAGAUAGAUGAACAUAAUGACAAAGUCAGUGAAGAUGUAAAUGAGAAAAUUGAGGGCAAGGGUAGUGAAAAGAAUGGUGGGCAGAAGGAGGAUACUGGAAUGGAGCACGAAAAAGAUAAUGAUAAAGUCAAUGAAGUCGAGAAUGAGAAAAUGGAGGUCGAAGAAAAUGAUAGGCAUGGUGAGCAUAAGGAUGAUACUGGAAAAGAAAAUGAAGAACAUAAUGACAAAUUAGUUGAUGACGCCAAGAAAAUGGAGAACAAGGAUUCUGAAAAGAAUGGCGAGCAGAAGGAUAAUAUUGGCAAAGAAGAUGAACAUAAUGACAGGGUCAUUGAAGGUGUCAAUGAGAAAAUGGAGAACACGAAUAUUGAAAAGAUUGGUGAGCAGAAGGAUGAUAUGGGAAAAGAAGAUGAAGAACACAACGGCAAAGUCAAUGAGAAAAUGAAAAGCAAGGAGGAUGAAAAGCUUAGUGAGCAGAAGGGGGAUACCAGGAUAGAAAGUGAAAAAGUCAAUGGUGAUGGAAAUAAAAAAGUGGAGGACAAGGAAAAUGAUUAGAAUGGUGAGCAUAAGAUUUUUUUUUCUCCAGAAAUGUAAGAUGCAGUUCAUCAGCAAGUUGGAGCAUGUUGUGAUGUUGUCGAAACCCAAAAGAAAGAACUUGAGAAGCAAGCCAUAGAGUUUGGGAGAAAAGAAAAACUGAAAAUGAUUUGGUGCAGAGUGGAUUGAAAAGGUAACCUUAUAUUAGAGUAAGUUUCCAGAGACUAUUCCUCGGUGAAUAUGAUUGUAAAAGGCCCCUCAUUCUGGAUUUGACAUAUGAUUGUAUCCUCGGUGAAUAUUUAAAAGGCCUUUCCAACUUGUUAGAAGAAUAUUUAUUUAGGUGCCACUAACCUAUGUACAUCCUUUUCUAUCUACCUUUCAGUUACAGUUUUCAUCAAUU
This is a messenger RNA of Morus notabilis, 2664 nucleotides long. RefSeq lists its product as uncharacterized. The record is from RefSeq and is a predicted model, not a curated record. Lineage: Eukaryota; Viridiplantae; Streptophyta; Magnoliopsida; Rosales; Moraceae. The transcript has 10 exons. The coding region runs from base 222 to 2285 and encodes 687 amino acids.